Molecule: messenger RNA, 2701 nt
Organism: Nicotiana tabacum (common tobacco)
Lineage: Eukaryota; Viridiplantae; Streptophyta; Magnoliopsida; Solanales; Solanaceae
Source: RefSeq, a predicted model, not a curated record
GCUGCUUGGUUUUUGCUUGGGGUGGGGGGUGGGGGUUGUACUAAAAAGACUAAAGUUUUCAUUUUUUGGGUUCUUUAUAUUUUUUGAGAGUUGCCCUUUUUGGGUUUUUUGGUUUAACUAGUAAAAAGUAGGUUCUUGAUAGGAGUUAGUUUGAUUUGCUGUAAUGAGGGUAUCUUCAGCUGGGUUCAAUCCUCAACCAGAGGAAGCAGCAGGGGAGAAGAAAUGCUUGAAUUCAGAGUUGUGGCACGCGUGUGCCGGGCCACUAGUUUCGCUUCCGCCUGUAGGAAGCAGAGUUGUGUAUUUUCCUCAAGGGCAUAGUGAACAGGUUGCUGCCUCGACAAACAAGGAAGUAGAUGCUCAUAUCCCUAACUAUCCUGGUUUACCACCUCAGCUAAUUUGUCAGCUUCACAACCUGACAAUGCAUGCAGAUGUUGAGACCGAUGAAGUAUAUGCUCAAAUGACGUUGCAGCCACUAAGUGCACAAGAGCAAAAGGAUGUGUGCCUGCUACCAGCAGAACUUGGCAUCCCGAGUAAACAACCAACCAACUAUUUCUGCAAAACCUUGACGGCAAGUGACACCAGUACUCACGGUGGAUUCUCUGUCCCCCGACGUGCAGCAGAAAAAGUUUUUCCCCCUCUUGAUUACUCUCAGCAGCCGCCCUGUCAAGAGUUGAUUGCAAAAGAUCUCCAUGGAAAUGAAUGGAAAUUCCGGCAUAUUUUUCGUGGCCAACCAAAGAGGCAUCUAUUGACAACAGGAUGGAGUGUGUUCGUAAGUGCAAAGAGACUUGUUGCGGGUGAUGCAGUCAUCUUUAUCUGGAAUGAAAAUAAUCAAUUGCUUUUGGGGAUUCGACGUGCUAAUCGUCCUCAAACCGUUAUGCCUUCUUCAGUUUUGUCAAGUGAUAGCAUGCACAUUGGUCUCCUUGCUGCGGCGGCUCAUGCAGCUGCAACUAAUAGCCGCUUUACAAUAUUUUAUAAUCCAAGGGCAAGUCCAUCAGAGUUUGUCAUACCUCUUGCCAAGUAUGCUAAAGCAGUUUAUCAUACACGGAUUUCUGUUGGUAUGAGGUUCCGGAUGCUGUUUGAAACAGAAGAAUCGAGUGUCCGUAGGUAUAUGGGCACAAUUACCGGUAUCAGUGAUUUAGAUCCUGUUCGUUGGCCAAAUUCACAUUGGCGGUCUGUGAAGGUUGGAUGGGAUGAAUCAACUGCAGGAGAGAGGCAGCCCAGAGUUUCGCUGUGGGAAAUUGAACCUCUGACAACUUUUCCUAUGUAUCCUUCUCCUUUCUCUCUUAGGCUAAAAAGGCCUUGGCCAUCUGGACUACCUUCUCUCCCUGGUUUUCCCAAUGGUGAUAUGACUAUGAAUUCUCCACUCUCGUGGCUGCGUGGUGACAUAGGAGACCAAGGGAUUCAGUCGCUUAAUUUCCAGGGCUAUGGUGUUACUCCGUUUAUGCAGCCAAGAAUUGAUGCUUCUAUGUUAGGUUUGCAACCUGACAUUCUGCAAACAAUGGCUGCACUAGAUCCAUCGAAACUUGCAAAUCAAUCCUUUAUGCAGUUCCAACAAAGUAUACCUGGCGGUUCAGCAUCUUUGAGUCAUAGUCAAAUUUUGCAGCCUUCUCAUUCACAGCAAAAUCUGCUCCACGGCUUCUCCGAAAACCAGUUAAUAUCUCAGGCACAGAUGCUUCAGCAACAAUUGCAGCGCCGUCAGAAUUAUAAUGAUCAACAGCAAUUGCUGCAGCCACAGCUUCAGCAACACCAAGAAGUGAACUCCUCGCAGUUUCAACAUCAACAGCAAACCAAGGCCAUGUCCAGUCUCUCUCAGAUGACUUCGGCUGCGCAGCCCCAGCUUUCUCAUUUGCGAGUCUUAAGUUCAACUGGUUCUCCACAAACAUUUUCUGAUAUACUUGGUAACCAUGUCAAUGCAUCUAGUAAUUCUACUAUGCAAAGUCUGUUGAGUUCAUUUUCCCAUGAUGGAGCGUCUGCUGUCCUUAACAUGCAUGAAGCUCACCCUCUAGUGUCUUCGUCCUCAUCAUCAAAGCGAAUUGCUCUAGAAUCUCAGCUCCCUUCUCGGGUUACUCCAUUCGCUGUGCCCCAGCCUGAGGAUGUGAUAUCACACAAUACUAAAGUUUCUGAUCUUUCCUCUCUGUUGCCCCCUUUUCCUGGCAGAGAGUCUUUUUCUGAUUAUAGAGGAGUAGAAGAUAGCCAAAACAAUGCACUGUAUGGAUUUAAUACCGACUCUUUGAACAUACUGCCGAAUGGUAUGUCCAACAUGAAGGAUAGUAGUGGUGAUAAUGGAUCUUUAUCUAUUCCUUAUGCUACCUCUACCUUCACAAAUACUGUGGGCAACGAGUAUCCCAUUAACUCAGACAUGACAACUUCAAGUUGUGUAGAUGAAUCAGGUUUCUUGCAGUCCUCCGAGAAUGGGGAUCAAGGAAACCCAACUAAUAGAACCUUUGUGAAGGUUCAUAAAUCAGGGUCCUUUGGACGGUCACUCGAUAUCUCCAAGUUUAGCAGCUAUCACGAACUUCGAAGUGAGCUUGCUCACAUGUUUGGGCUAGAAGGCUUGUUGGAGGACCCUGAGAGAUCAGGCUGGCAGCUUGUAUUUGUAGACCGAGAGAAUGAUGUUCUCCUCCUCGGUGACGAUCCCUGGCAGUAAGAAUCCAUUAACUUUCUUUUCUUUUACAGGCUUGCUACUACAACCUUUUUCUUC